Messenger RNA from Erythranthe guttata (spotted monkey flower), 1869 nucleotides. Its product is annotated as UDP-rhamnose/UDP-galactose transporter 3. NCBI's taxonomy places the organism in Eukaryota, Viridiplantae, Streptophyta, Magnoliopsida, Lamiales, Phrymaceae. The record is from RefSeq and is a predicted model, not a curated record.
AAAUGGGCGGAGAAAGAAACGGGGGAAGUAAAAAGCGUGAAGCUUCGAGGCCGGGCCUUUGUUUUUCUCGUGUACUAAAAAAUCCAAAAGCCGAAAAUUCUCUUCUUUCUUACUCCCGCAACCCCAGAAUCAAUCAGAUCUACUCUUCAUUUCUUCUCAAUCCAUUCGCUUUUUCAAAUAUCACUGUAUCCAAGCACCGCCGGAAUUGCCCGUUGUUUCUGAAUCUGAUCAAGCGUAUUCUGCUGUGUUUUUUUUUCCUUGCCCACCAGCUGUUUGUGUUAUUGUGAGUGGAUGAAUCGAUUUCAUUGCGCGAGCUCAAUGUGAGAUUCUUUUCUGUUCCGACACCACAUUCGUUCCGGUCUCCCCCUUUUCCUUCCCGAGGGGCGGAUCUGUUGGUGUUUUUUUUUUUUUUUUUUUUUUGGUUCUUCGAUUGGAGUUUUGAUUGCCGGCGAGGAGCUAUUUGCUGGUUUUACUACAGUAAAUUGAGGUUGUUAGCGAGUGUGGAAUCGAAAAUGGAGAUAGACAGGAAAUCACCGUCUUCAUCAGUGUCCGAUGUCGGUGCUUGGGCUAUGAACGUCAUCAGUUCGGUCGGAAUUAUCAUGGCGAAUAAGCAACUCAUGUCCUCCGGCGGCUAUGCUUUCACUUUCGCCACAACAUUGACUGGUUUCCAUUUUGCUGUCACUGCACUUGUUGGCAUGAUAUCAAAUGCGACGGGAUUUUCCGCAUCAAAGCACGUACCAUUCUGGGAACUCCUCUGGUUCUCAAUUGUGGCAAAUAUGUCUAUCACAGGGAUGAAUUUCAGCCUCAUGCUAAACUCAGUUGGAUUUUACCAAAUCUCAAAGUUGAGCAUGAUUCCAGUGGUAUGUAUAAUGGAAUGGAUCCUUCAUAACAAGAAGUACUCAAAAGAAGUUAAAGUGGCUGUUGUGGUAGUUGUCAUAGGUGUGGGUGUCUGCACCGUGACAGAUGUGAAAGUGAAUGCCAAAGGAUUCAUAUGCGCUUGUGUCGCAGUUUUUGCAACAUCCUUGCAGCAAAUCUCAAUAGGCUCCCUGCAGAAGAAGUACUCUAUCGGAUCAUUCGAACUAUUGAGUAAAACCGCUCCUAUCCAAGCAUGCUCUCUCCUUGUACUUGGCCCGAUAAUCGACUACUAUCUUUCCGAGAAACUAAUUUUCGACUACAACUUUGGUUUUGGAGUCACAUUAUUCAUACUCCUAUCAUGUUCGCUAGCUGUGUUCUGCAACGUGAGCCAAUACCUAUGCAUAGGCCGUUUUUCCGCCGUUUCUUUCCAAGUUUUAGGUCACAUGAAAACAGUGUGCGUUCUUACAUUGGGAUGGGUGCUCUUCGAUUCCGAGCUUACGUUCAAGAACAUCAUGGGCAUGCUUGUUGCAGUUGCGGGCAUGGUUAUUUACAGUUGGGCGGUCGAACUCGAAAAGCAGGCUAAUAACAAGAUAUCUUCACAUGCGAAAAACAGCUUGACAGAAGAGGAAUUCCGAUUGCUCAAGGAGGGACUAGAAACAACUCCUCUUACGGAUACCGAGCUCGUCGCUUCGAAGGUGUAGGGCAGGUCCCGUUAUAGUUUUGUGUAGUUUAUAUAGAAGUUGUGGUUAUUUAUUUUUAUUUAUUCAGCAAGUAAACCUUCUAUUUAUCCUAUGUUAUAGAACUACAGAUGAUGCAGAAGUUGAAAAGUCAAAAGAGUAUGGGAUGGUCAGAAAUUGUGGAAGGGAGACUCUUUUAAUAUUUUAUUAAGAUCUUUAUAGUUAUGUCGGUUGAAUACCCUAUUCUUUUCUUUCUUUAUUUUUUAUUUUAUUUUUUUAUUUAUAAUGUUGUGUGAAGUUGGAUCUCAUAUAAUACUAUAGUUGAAUUUUUCUUUAA